Molecule: messenger RNA, 1029 nt
Organism: Penicillium cataractarum
Lineage: Eukaryota; Fungi; Ascomycota; Eurotiomycetes; Eurotiales; Aspergillaceae
Product: putative oxidoreductase, short-chain dehydrogenase/reductase family
Exons: 6
Coding region: 1-1029 (342 amino acids)
Source: RefSeq, a predicted model, not a curated record
AUGAGCCACCAAUUCAAACCAGACACGAGAGGAUUCGAAGUAGCCGAGUGGUUCCCGGAGCGAGUUCAAAACAAAACCUUCCUCCUAGCAGGCUUCAUCCGCGGCGAACUCGCCGCCACAACAGCCGAUGCCCUCGCCCACGGCGGCGCCGCCUGCAUAAUCUUCACCGGCCGCUCCCAAUCCGAAGUCGAACCCGCCAUCACCCACAUAAACCGCAAACACCCACAGACAAAGAUCCUCUUCGUAACCGCCAACACAGCCAGUCUAUCCAACAUGCGCGAAGCAGCGCGGACAAUCAAGGGCCUCGGCGUUCCCAUUGACGGGAUCGUCUGUUAUCCAACCGUUAUGGCGGCGGAUUGGGAGAAGACAGGGGAUGGAAUCGAGUCGCAUUUUCAGAAUAAUUAUCUCGCGUAUUUUGUGCUGGUUAAUUCCUUGUUGGAGGUUAUGUUGCCUGGUUCGAGGGUUGUGUUGAUGACGACGAGUGUGAGGAGGGAGGCGCCGGCGCCGGGGUGGGAGGAUAUUAAUUUUGCGAGAUAUGAAGUACUUAAUAGUGGAGAUGAGGAUGGAAGUGGGCUGACAAUUGUACAGAAUGGCGAGAGAUAUCAUUCUCUGGAUGGGUACUCGCAGUCCAUGUUUGCGAAUAUCUUGUUCGCCAAGUCGCUGGCGCAGAUAUGUGCUGAAGAAUCAGUUGCUGCGUUCUCGGCUAAUCCUGGAAAUACCAAGACCAACGUGCAGACGUACGUCUCGCCCGAGGAUAUAGCAUCAUGGUUGCAGCGAAAGAAAGAAGCUGGUGAGGACCUGCCCAUCUUGCUUCAACAGGCCCCCAAGUCACUAUCGCAAGCAAGUGCCACCAUUAUCCGAGGCUUGCUUGACCCAAUGCUUGCAGAACAAUCCGGCGCAUUCCUGGACAACUGCAAAGUCCUAACGCUGCCGCACCUCGAUUUCCCAAUGGGCCAAGAAAGUGCCAUAGCACUAUGGAAGCAAAGCGAAGUCUUUAUUGAGGCAGCCGGAUUAACGCAAGUUGUCUAG